CUUUGAAGCUUCACGCUCAUACAUUUGCUCGUUUCUUUGGUUUUUGGAUACCAUCACACUCGCUUCGAAUUGGGGAGAUAUGCGUUCGUUAAUUGGGCUGGUCGUUGUAGGGGGAGGUGUGUUUGGAGGAGUGGUUAGGAGUGCGGUGUUGAGAGCGCCGCCUCCAGAGCCGGUCGUUACGCCGGCGCCAGAUGUCGAAGUGUUGGCGAAGAGACAGGAUCCCGACGCUGUCUCUCUCGCCCAAGUGCUCCUCACCGCGAUCCCGGCCUCUCUCCGCGAAAUCGCCGCGACAAACAUCCCCGCCGUGUCGAGCAUUCUUUGGGAAGAGUUCCUCGAUGAUAACAAGCCGGAAUGGUUCUUGGAGUUGCCAACGGACAUCCAGAACUAUUUGAUACGCCGAUUUGGGCCGAGGACUGCGUGGCCGACAGAAGCUCCAGCGAGUUCCGGAGUAGAUGCGACGGCGAGUGGUUCUGCGCCUGCAUCAGCGACCGAUACGGAUGUGCCGUGGCAGACGAGCCUUGCUGAGCCUUCAGGGACGAGUGGGGGUGCUUCGCAAACGGAUACUGAUGCGACGGAGAGUACUCAAACCCCAGAAUCCACAGCCUCCAGCGAUUUGUCAAGCUUGGCUACCUCCGCCGUGAGGAUCUCGACUGCUUCUACUGGGAAGCCGACUUUGUUGCCGACCGGAUCGCUCACAGAUUCGCCCACCUCAUCAUCCACAUCCGACCCCGACUCCCCACCAGCCAGCGAUUCGGGUCUAUCGAAAGGUCGAAAGAUCGGGAUUGGCGUCGGUGUACCACUCGCUAUCCUCGGAGCCGCCGCCCUUGCUUUUGGUUGCUGUUUCUUCCUCCGCCGCCGUCGCAGGAAGAACGUCGAUGGUUCUCUUCCACCUUCGUCUCCCGGCUUCAUCCCUCGCUUCGCAUUCCAGGACAGGUCGGCCGAGCACUUGGAGCACCGGACCCCGCUGAACCGCGACAUUAACCACUCCACGCAGGAUCUAGGUCACAUGAACUGGGACGACGACGUAAUCGAGCCGGCUGAACCUGCGCCGAUGCACAAUCCACCUCCGGUGAUGACCAUGCACGAUCCGAAGCCGAUAAUGGCGCCCGCGCUGUUCCAUACCCAUAGUUCGAACCGUGCAAGGGGCAGGCGGACGAGCUAUACGAGUUUGCACUCGGUAGCGGAGGUCACAGAACCAGAUGAGGAGUCGCCUGUUCUAGGACGAGAUGUAUCACCACCGAAGCAGAGUCCCGGACGAAACCUCAUCCCCACUCCACCGAUACCCGCGGCGGCGCAGAUAAAGCGGAAGCCGGUCGCCACGAGCCCGCCGAUGCCGUCGAGCCCAGCAGCAGUGGAAGCGUCACGUACCCUCCUGCGACAGACGAUGCCUGACCACAGCGGAAGCAGUUCGAGCGGACUGGCAUUGACCAGCUCGAGCGGCUUCAACAGCAGUUCGUCUGGGCUCGGACUCCAAACUGACGCCGCAUCCCCUGUCUCGCCAGUCUCGAACCGUGCGCCAAGCAAUCCGUUCAACUACGAUGCGUACGUCGAAGACUAUGGCCCGGAAUAUCACCACGGAUAUGUUGACGUCGAAGAUGGUCUAUAUGGAGGCCACACCAGCUUAUCACGAUAUCCCGAACCACGAAGGAAGAGCUCGAAGACGGAAUGGCCGCUCCGAAAUAUCGUUGGAUCGCAUCAUCGGCGGAAGUCAAGCCCGCUGUGGGAUCGCAUAUAUGAGGAAUGAGGAAUGAUGGAUGUAUUUAAGCGUGUUGAUACCUCGGACACCGUUUUACGAUUUAAUUUCCUUUGUCGUACACGAUACCACACAGCAUUGGGAACUUGGCGUUCAUGAACGUUGACGAUACACAUUCCUUGUAAGUAUUUUUGGGU
Messenger RNA from Trematosphaeria pertusa, 1890 nucleotides. RefSeq lists its product as uncharacterized. The record is from RefSeq and is a predicted model, not a curated record. Lineage: Eukaryota; Fungi; Ascomycota; Dothideomycetes; Pleosporales; Trematosphaeriaceae. Bases 80 to 1744 code for a protein of 554 amino acids. The transcript is spliced from 2 exons.